Messenger RNA from Apiotrichum porosum, 1644 nucleotides. RefSeq lists its product as uncharacterized. The transcript has 7 exons. The record is from RefSeq and is a predicted model, not a curated record. Bases 1 to 1644 code for a protein of 547 amino acids. Gene Ontology annotation, molecular function: fructose-2,6-bisphosphate 2-phosphatase activity; ATP binding; 6-phosphofructo-2-kinase activity. Gene Ontology annotation, biological process: fructose metabolic process; fructose 2,6-bisphosphate metabolic process. Lineage: Eukaryota; Fungi; Basidiomycota; Tremellomycetes; Trichosporonales; Trichosporonaceae. Gene Ontology annotation, cellular component: cytosol.
AUGGCUGCGCCGCUUUACGUCACCCAGUCAGGUCGUCUGUACCAUGCGGGGUUGAUCCUUAUCGUCACUGUGGGACUGCCAGCCCGCGGCAAGACUCACAUCUCGCGCGCGCUGGAGCGCUACCUCCGCUGGAUGGGUGUCAAGACCCGCGUCUACUCGUUGGGCGACUACCGACGCAAGGUCCUUGGCGGCGCCAAGAACGUGCCAAAGGAUUACUACCAGAAUACAGGUGCAAUCUCGGACGAAACGAUAUCGCUACGUACAAAGAUUAAAAACGAACUCGAGGACCAGAUCUGGGACUUUUUCACCGUCCAAGGCGGCCAGGUCGUCAUCUACGAUGCCAACAAUGGAAACGUCGCUGCGCGCCGCGAGUGCAUGGAGACGUUUGGAAGCAAGGGCGUGCACGUCAUUUACCUCGAAUCCCUCUGCGACAAGGACGACAUUAUCACGGCCAACAUUCGCAGUGUCAAGCUCUCGUCCCCAGACUAUGCGGGCUGGGACGCGGACCGUGCUGUCGCCGACUACUGGAGGCGUAUCCGUGACCAGGCGGCCGUUUACGAGACGGUCACUGCGGACGAAGGCCCGUACAUCAAAGUGCUCAACGUCGGCGAGCGUAUCGACGUUAACCGCAUUGAGGGAUACCUCCAGACCCGUUGCUGCUUCUUCCUCAUGAACAUUCACACCAAGCCGCGCACCAUUUUCUUUGCCCGGUCUGGCCAGUCCCUCAUCGAGCACUCGUACAAGGCCGACUCGGACCUCUCGCCCGCAGGGUGGGAAUAUGCGGAACGCCUCAAGGCUGCCGUGGCGGCGCGCCGCAAGAAGCUCCGCGAGGAGCGCAAGGAGCGCGGCGAGGUGGUCAACGACCUGCCCCUGGCUGUGUGGACUUCGUCUAGGCGCCGUGCGCACCACACCGCAUGGCCGUUUGUGCACGCCGGGUACAAGGUGGUCCAGAAGCCGAUCAUGGGCGAGAUCAACCCGGGUGUGUGGGACGGACUUUCGUCCCAAGAGGCAAUGGAGCGCUACCCGGACGAGUGGGAGCGUUUCCUCGCCGACCCGUAUGCUCACCGCGCACCCCGUGCCGAGAGCUACCACGACCUCUCUGUCCGUCUCGAGCCGAUCAUCUUCGAGCUCGAGCGUGAACAAGGUGACCUGCUCAUCAUCGGCCACGCGUCGGUCAUCCGCUGUCUCCUGGCCUACCUCGUCGGUCUGCCACCGUCCGAAGUCCCCGCUGUCGAGAUUGCCCGCGGCGACCUCGUCGAAGUCACGCCGGCGUCGUACGGCGUCGUCUCCCGCGCCUUCCACUUCUGGUCGGGUGAGGGCCGCGGCGACUCGAGCGGUCGCAACCUGUACGAAAACUUUGCCGAGGCCACGUCGGGUGUUGUGGGCGGUAUCCUGCCCACGUUCUCGGGCGAGGCGACCAACAUGGAGCAAGAGGCCGCCGCCGAGGAGCUCAAGGACAAGGAAGCCAAGGCCGACCUGGUCCGCGCCAAGCUCAAGGCGCGCAUGGGCACCGCUGCAGACGGGUCCAUGUCCGCACCCCACGGCAAGGGACGCAAGGGAUCGGGCACCCCGAUCGAGGAGUAUGAGCCUAUCGGCUCUCUGACGCCGAAGCCGGAGCGUAAGAUGAGCAUUCUCGAAAUUUAG